Messenger RNA from Manduca sexta (tobacco hornworm), 439 nucleotides. Its product is annotated as mitochondrial folate transporter/carrier-like. The record is from RefSeq and is a predicted model, not a curated record. Gene Ontology annotation, biological process: nucleotide transport; folate import into mitochondrion. Gene Ontology annotation, cellular component: mitochondrion. The annotation marks the transcript as partial. Lineage: Eukaryota; Metazoa; Arthropoda; Insecta; Lepidoptera; Sphingidae. The transcript has 3 exons. Gene Ontology annotation, molecular function: folic acid transmembrane transporter activity; FAD transmembrane transporter activity.
UUUCAGGGUUUCGUGCCGGGCAUGUUCGGCGUGUCGCACGGCGCGCUGCAGUUCAUGGCAUACGAGGAGAUGAAGAACAGGUACAACCAGUACAGGAACCUGCCCAUCGACAUUAAACUGACGUCGCUGGAGUACCUGACGUUCGCGGCGGUGUCGAAGCUGCUGGCGGCGGGCGCGACGUACCCGUACCAGGUGGUGCGCGCGCGGCUGCAGCACCGCGGCGCGCGCUACCGCGGCGCGUGGCACUGCGUGCGCGACACCUGGAGGUACGAGGGCUGUCGCGGAUUCUACAAGGGUCUGAAGCCGAGCCUGGUCCGCGUGGUGCCUGCGACCAUGGUCACCUUCCUCACAUACGAGAACGUGUCGCACUAUAUGCUCAAACGCUCUGAGCUAAACGCUUCUUACGCCGGCACGUAGAGCUUACAUUUGAUAGCUCAGG